UUUCUUAUCAAUUAUUCAUCAUCUUCAUCAUAAAAAUGGCUACAAAAUUAAUGAGUUCGAGUUCAAUUGCUUGUCUUUUCCUCGUGGGAGCUCUCCUACAAGUCGUUUCCGCCGUUGAUUAUGAUGUUGGUGGCGAUUUCGGUUGGAACCUACCACCAAACCCCACCUUCUUCUCCGAUUGGACUCGUAACAAAACUUUCUUUGUUGGUGAUAAACUAGUAUUCCGAUCGAAAUCAUCGGAGUCCCAUGAUGUGGCGGAGCCUGAAAGGCAAACGGAUUUAGAUGGAUGUGUGAAGCCAGGAAUUACUUUGAGUACGUCUGCUGUGUUAUCUAUUUCACUUGAUUCUCCUCGUCGUCGUUACUUUAUUUGUACUAUUGGCAAUCAUUGCAACGCGGGUAUGAAAUUUUCUGUCGACGUUUUCGUAAACCCCAACUCCGCCUUGCUACCACCACCACCGCCGAGCUCCGCCUCUUCCUUGAGAUUUGGUGCAGUUUUGGCUGCAGCCAUGGCUGGAUUGUUCUUUCUCUUAACCAUAUAGUUAGUCACGUUUAUUGUUGUUUCAUUAUUUUUUCUCAUGUUGCCUGUGUUUCCAUAUUGUUCUUUUGGUUUAAUUUGUAGCUGUCUUAUUGUUUGAAUAAAUACUAUUGUAAUUCUCAUCA
Molecule: messenger RNA, 660 nt
Organism: Cucumis melo (muskmelon)
Lineage: Eukaryota; Viridiplantae; Streptophyta; Magnoliopsida; Cucurbitales; Cucurbitaceae
Product: umecyanin-like
Exons: 2
Coding region: 36-539 (167 amino acids)
Cellular component (GO): plasma membrane
Molecular function (GO): electron transfer activity
Source: RefSeq, a predicted model, not a curated record